AUGGGCAAUGCGUUCAAGAUAGAGGAAUUUAAUGCCUUAACUAUUGCGUCUCGAAAUGGAGACGACAAGGAGGUAUAUAUUCUAAUAAAAGCAGGAAAAGACAUAAAUUAUGUGGAAGAUGAUGGAUGGAAUGCCUUAAUGAUUGCAUCUGAAAAUGGACAUAAAAAGGUGGUAGAUAUUCUUAUUAAAGCAGGAGCAGACAUAAAACAUGUAGAAAAUGAUGGUUGGAGUGCCUUAAUGCUUGCAUCUGAAAAUGGACACGACAAAGUUGUAGAUAUUCUUAUUAAAGCAGGAGCAGACAUAAAUCACGAGGAAGAUGAUGGAUGGAAUGCCUUAAUGAUUGCAUCUGAAAAUGGACAUAAAAAGGUGGUAGAUAUUCUUAUUAAAGCAGGAGCAGACAUAAAACAUGUAGAAAAUGAUGGUUGGAGUGCCUUAAUGCUUGCAUCUGAAAAUGGACACGACAAAGUUGUAGAUAUUCUUAUUAAAGCAGGAGCAGACAUAAAUCACGAGGAAGAUGAUGGAUGGAAUGCCUUAAUGAUUGCAUCUCAUGUGGUAGAUAUUCUUAUUAAAGCAGGAGCAGACAUAAAUUAUGUAAAGCAAAAUGGAUAUAAUGCCUUAAUGAUUGCAUCUCAAAAUGGACACGACAAUUUGGUUGAUAUUCUUAUAAAAGCAGGAGCAGACAUAAACUAUGUAAAACAAGAUGGAUAUAAGGCCUUAAUGAUUGCAUCUCAAAAUGGACACGACAAGGUGGUAGAUAUUCUUAUUAAAUCAGGAGCAGACAUAAAUCACGUGGAAGAUGUUGGAUGGAAUGCCUUAAUGAUUGCAUCUCAUGAUGAAUUUAAUGCAUUAAUGAUUGCAUCUCUAGAUGGACACGACUCGGUGGUAGAUAUUCUUAUUAAGGCAGGAGCAGACUUUAACUAUGUAAGACAAGAUGGAUCAGGAGCAGACAUAAACUAUGUAACACAAUAUGAAUUUAAUGCAUUAAUGAUUGCAUCUCUAGAUGGACACGAUAAGGUGGUAGAUAUUCUUAUUAAAGCAGGAGCAGACAUAAACUAUGUAAAACAAGAUGGAUAUAAGGCCUUAAUGAUUGCAUCUCAAAAUGGACACGACAAGGUGGUAGAUAUUCUUAUUAAAGCAGGAGCAGACAUAAACUAUGCAAAACAAGAUGGAUAUAAUGCCUUAAUGAUUGCAUCUCAAAAUGGUCACGACAAGGUGGUAGAUAUUCUUAUUAAAGCAGGAGCAGACAUAAAUUAUGUAACACAAGAUGGAUAUAAUGCCUUAAUGAUUGCAUCUCUAAAUGGACACGACAAGGUGGUAGAUAUUCUUAUUAAAGCAGGAGCAGACAUUAACUAUGUAACACAAGAUGGAUAUAAUGCCUUAAUGAUUGUAUCUCAAAAUGGUCACGACAAGGUGGUAGAUAUUCUUAUUAAAGCAGGAGCAGACAUAAAUUAUGUAACACAAGAUGGAUAUAAUGCCUUAAUGAUUGCAUCUCUAAAUGAACAUUACAAGGUGAUGGAUAUAAUGCCUUAA
This is a messenger RNA of Physella acuta, 1530 nucleotides long. RefSeq names its product ankyrin repeat domain-containing protein 50-like. The record is from RefSeq and is a predicted model, not a curated record. Gene Ontology annotation, molecular function: protein binding. NCBI's taxonomy places the organism in Eukaryota, Metazoa, Mollusca, Gastropoda, Physidae.